GCAGCGGCCCCGCCCGCCCGCCAUGGAGUGCGCGGGGCGCGCUGAGGCGGCGGCCGAGCAGCUGCGGCUCUACCGGAGGGACCCCGGCGGCUGGCGGGGCUGCCGCAGCACGGGGGAAGUCGCGGUGUCCUGGAGACCCUCGACGGAGUUCGCUGGCAACCUGUACAAGGGAGAGGGGAUCCUGCCCGGCAGCCCGCGGGAUGUCUGGGAGUGCAUAAAGCCGGUGGCCGGCGGGCUCAGGACCAAGUGGGACCAAAACGUGAAGGACUUCGAGGUCGUUGAAGCCAUCAGCGAUACUGUCUCUGUAUGCAGAACCACAACCCCUUCAGCUUGCAUGAGGAUUAUUUCACCAAGGGAAUUUGUGGAUGUAGUAGUUAUGAAGCAAUAUGAAGAUGGGACUAUGCUGUCUGCUGCCACCAAUGUGGAACACCCGCUGUGUCCUCCUCAACCAAAUUUUGUGAGAGGUUUUAAUUAUCCCUGUGGCUGUUUCUGCAUACCUGUUCCAGGGGAGCCAGACAGGACUGAGCUCCUCACUUUCUUUCAGACGGAUCUUGGUGGCUAUCUUCCCCAGACAGUGGUGGAUUCCUUUUUUCCAUCUAGCAUAUCUGGAUUUUACAGCAACCUCACCAAAGCUGUUAAGGCAUUAAAAGCAUGACAAGACGAGUUGCUGGGAUCACCAGCUGAGGGUAGGAAACAACCUGUCAGCUUGUGGGCAAAAAUACAAAGUUGGCCUCAGGACUUUUCUAUCAGCUAAGAUACUUAAGAAAGGUGACAUGAAACAAUGAACUGAGGACAAUAGAUUUUUAAAACGGCGUUUGCUACCUGACUCCAUGCAGAACAAUGCAUUCUUAUGUAAUAUGAAAUUCUUCACUUCAAUGAUUAGAAAAAUACCACACCAGGUGGCAGCAGUAGUGACUGCAGGGAGAAGAUGCACAUACUGGAUCUGUUCUUGGUCACUCUUUGUCAGUGUCUGUGGAGGUUAAGCAUUGCUAAAAUCCACUUAGCACCAUAGCCAGGUGCAGGUCAGCCCUGUUUGGUCUCUGAAGCUCCCUGUAGAUUCCUGUGGAUCAGUGGUUCUCCCCCAGAAGAAAAUGUAUCUCUCCUGCUGCCAGCACUCCUAGAGCUGUCAAGAUGCUUCAGUGGGUGCAAGCCAGCAAAUGGUGAAAGCCAGAACAAAGGGGAUUAUGUAGAGGAUGUCACUGGUUUGUUCCAGCAGACAUCAAUAUUGAUGGUAAAUAUGCCUUAAGUGCUUUUUUGUAAGUCAAGGUCCAGCAGUGCUAAUCAAUGCACAGGUGUGUGGGCUGGCAAACAGACACUCUCCCCUCUCUGUACCAAAACCAGUGGUUUCACAGUGUCGUGAAACAAACUGAACCGACACAGAGGCAAUAAAUAAAGAGGAUUAAGCACUUUACUUGCCAUUUUUUAAAUGGGACGUGAAAUGACCAUUUUGAACUGUAUUUGAAUGUGUUUUGGUUUCCUGUGGUGAGAGGUUUUAACGGGUAAAUAAUCUUUUCAGUAGCUUUGCCUUGACAGGCCAUAAGGACAUUGCUUUUUUCUAAGACUGGUUUGCCUCCCAACAUUACAUUGGGAAAUCAGCAGCUGAUUUUGUGUGCCAAGAUGUGUCCAUCUUUGGGAGGUACCUAUGGUGCUGGUUGCUGCAGGAACAUCAGACAUUACUAUGAAUUACAUAUAAUUACAAAGGUAAAAAUAAUUGCUGAAUUAGGAAGUUAAAUGCAGGUUGUGAUUUUAGUGUGGUAACUCGAUUAUUUAACAGGGUUAACGUGCUCUGCUUUCUGUCCCUGUAUUUUUUUCUAUUUUUAUAUGUAUAGGGCAUGGACUUGCACAUUAAGUUUCCCACUGUAAACCUCACCCUAUGGAGUUCAAGGAAGCAGUUUUUAGUCCAGUCUGCUUUGUAUACAAAGAUGUAAAAACUUGUGUGAGUGUGGUGAAAUAAAUAUUUUUUCUGCUACA
Messenger RNA from Corvus hawaiiensis (hawaiian crow), 1971 nucleotides. It is a transcript of the gene STARD5, whose product is annotated as StAR related lipid transfer domain containing 5. The transcript has 6 exons. The coding region runs from base 23 to 655 and encodes 210 amino acids. Gene Ontology annotation, molecular function: lipid binding. The record is from RefSeq and is a predicted model, not a curated record. NCBI's taxonomy places the organism in Eukaryota, Metazoa, Chordata, Aves, Passeriformes, Corvidae.